AUGCUGCGCUGCGGCGAUCAUUCGAGAAGCCGACCGGUAGAUUGCCUGGCGGCGGAAUUAUCUCCGCUGAUUGAAAAUCUUGCAGCCGUGUACGGAAGAGAAACUGACCUCAAGGAGUUGCUACCUUUCCCUAUACAUUGCCCGGCUUGUCAGAAUCCGCUUGCUGAAUGCAGAAGCUCGGCAGCUGCUGCAAUCAUAGUCGACCUGGCUGGCAUUGUGGAAAAGCAGCAUGUCCCAUUACGCUGCAGGCGUCCAUCCUGCCCUGGCUUUGGGGUGCUGUAUUGGCACAACUACAGGGUGCCUGAAGGGCGGCACGUUUUUCAUGGAAAGCUACCAGGCUUCCGUUGCUUCAUGCUAUCUUCUGUUUUUGGCUUUAGUGUGCCGUGGCUUCAGCAGUUCCAUGCUGGCCUGGUCAGGCAGCACGCGUCAUUCACUAGUGAAGCGGAUGUGCUCACUGCGCAGGCUGCCCGCCUACGUCUGCUCAUCAGCCAAGGUUGGUAUACAUGGCGCCUUCUCACAAGGGCACUGGGGGCAGAUCUGAACCUGUCUGAGAUGGACUUUUUGAAGCCUUUGGAAGACAUGGUGGCCCUUUUCUUGCCGCAGUUGCAACACACAUUUGGACAGAAUAUGUUGCAGGCAGCACAAGAAGCAGGCAUGCGCUGCGAUGUGGUGGUCCUCGAUGGCAACGCCAAGAAUCGGAGGGCUGUGUGUGCAGCAGCUUUGGCCGGACGUCGGCCUUCCGCCAUGCUUUUUGCCGUUGGCAUUGCGAAGGACCUAUGGACGGAGAAGAUCACCUUCAGGAUCAGUCGCAAAGCCUUGGCGAAGCAUCUUCUCCAUAUUGCCAUCAGCUUCUCGGCCUGCGGGGACAAACAGUCCUGCAGACCUGCAGAUUCAGCAGCUGCCGCUGGCAUAGCCCCGCCAAAGCUGACCUACGUAUGCGAUAAGUUUCACAUGGCCGGACACACAGACGCCUGGUGCAGGAAGACUUGUGAUCCGGACCUGCCGGAACAUGCAGUGGAAUCAAGAUUGGAAGAGAGCUUGCCAGAGCCGGCAGUGCAAGAUGGAUUGCCAGGUGGGCCUUCCGGAGGGCUUCGAAGGUAUUUGCGGCCAAAAGUACUAUCAGCUACAGUGGCCAGCUCCACGCCAGAAGAAUGGUUUCAUCGUUGCUCCGGAGACUGGGACCAAGUCCGGAACGCGGACAAGUUGCCAGGUGACUUCUCGGGCCGGUGUUGGUACGGCUUACUCGGCAACUUUGAUGAAGCCUACGACUUCUUGCUCAGUCUUGGGCUUUUGUCAGAUCCCAGCACAUCUUCCAAGGACAAAGCAAAAUCGAAGGUGAACCCGUACCAGAGCGCUUUCAACAAGCUGCUGCAAUUCGGCUCCAGCGUCAGAGCCACGAAAACAGCAGGAGCUUCGCGGCACCACUGGGUCCCCCUCACUCCUGACAUUGCUGAGUUUAUCGGCGUUGCCAAAGAAGCGGCAUCUCCGCUCAGGAAUGGCGCGAGGCCGGCUUCGCAGAUGCAGGAAUGUUCCAUUCAUACAGCAGUGGCCCGACUGACGGCAUACUUCUCAGGGCCGCACCAAGUCAUCACUCUCACUGCGGAAGCAGAGUCGUGGCACUUGUCCUACCAGGGCGCCAUGAAUGUUCAGAGCCAUGUCGUUCGUGAGCCUGGGGACGUGCAAGCUGGUGCUCGUUUUGGUGCAGCUCCUUGGCAAGUAGGCGUCCUGGCAGCCUUGCUCUUGGUAUUCGAGAUCUUUGUUGGGGCCCAUUCCGUUGAAGCUCUUCAAGCAAAAGCUUUGCAGGUUCAGAGGUUGAAGCAGAUUGCACUCGGGGAUGCUGCCACAAGCCCAGACAAUGCCCCGCCGCUGGAACAAGAGGCUUCCUUUGAUGUGGGCUCUCUACGUGUUCCAUAUGAUGAACAUGCUUUUGCACCUGCAACGCAGCCGCGGAGACCAGUCGAUGAGAGUGAGGAUGAGGAUGAUGAAGGGGACGCGGGAGAAGUUGACAUGGAGCCACCCCAAGAGCCUGCUGAACACUUGGCCCAGCCGCCCCAGGCAAUUUUGAAGCAAACGCUUCUGACAGGGAAGCCCAAGGUCACGUGCAAGGAGGCUUGUGACAAGAUGCGCAGCUUCCGACACGCAGGUCGCAAGGCUUUACCCAAGGAAAAGUGGACUGCUGUGAUGGUCAUACCUGACACUUCCGAUGGCAAGGUGCGGUACCACAACGAUCUCAUGAAAGCCUGCGGCCUCACCUUGCGGGAGCUGAUCGCAGCCAUGAACAAGACAACUGAGGCAUCUGAGAAGUCCGAGCAAGACCGCCGUGCAAAACGUACCAGGGAUGAGUGA
This is a messenger RNA of Cladocopium goreaui, 2346 nucleotides long. NCBI's taxonomy places the organism in Eukaryota, Dinophyceae, Suessiales, Symbiodiniaceae. The record is from the annotation of a GenBank genome assembly.